GAAAAGCAUCAAAUAUGGCACACAGCAACUUAAGCCCGGAUGCCGGGAUCGUAUUCGUUGUUUUGGUCAUCGUGAGCAUUGCAGAGGCAUCAUGGAGUAGCCAAGGAAAUACUACAACAGUCGAACAAAAUUCUACAGAUUUACUUUGUUCUACACUGAAUCAUGAAGGAUGUGGCAAACGCUUCUACGACAGGGAAUUCCCAAUCAACUCUCGGUUAUUCGAACACCCAUGGAUUGUCCGGUUCGGCUACAAGCGGGAUAAAAACGUAACCUACGUCUUCCAAGGAGCUUUGAUCCAUGAGUUAUACGUCGUAACCACAGUUUUCGUCACACAAUUCGAUAGCUUUGGUCGUCUGACUUAUGUGAGAUUAGGUGAAUACAACAGUUCAACUGAGAAUGACUGCUCGCUACUUGCGGAACAAGAAGAAACUUGUGCGCCACCUGCACAGGACAUCAUGGUAGAUUCAGUAAUUGUUCACCCUGACUACAAUAUGUUUCGACAGGUGAAUAAUAUAGCACUGGUUCAAAUGCGGACACCGGCCAACGUAAACGGGUUAUCCGUGCUACCGAUUUGCAUUAAUCAACACAAUCAAGCUGAAGACUCUCUUCUGCUAAUUUCGUCUUGGUGCGGUGCCAAAGAGGCGGGUCUUUCCCUGAUCCCAAAACAGUACAUGAUGAAAAGCAUUUCUCCUAAAGACUGUACAAAUCUGCUCUCAACGUAUACACUAAAUCUGGAAGACGGAAUAUUUUGUAUAGUAUUUAAACAAGAGCAUGUUCCCCAAGACAACACAGAGUAUGCGCCAAGUUUACGGGGAAGUGCCGGUGGAUUAGUCUAUUCCGUGCAAUCCGAGGACAAAGUGUACUUGGUAGGACUGCUUUCUUACGGACCUCCUUAUCCUGCCAGGCUUGGUGAACCUUACAUUGUUACAUCUAUCGCUCCAUUCUACAAUUGGUUGACGGAGAUGAUGAAAAGUAGAAUCGAUACACAAUGUACAUCCACUUAGAAUACAUUUUCCCACACUGAAUUUAGUUCCCCAAGCUGAUGGUUUUACAAAAUAAAAUAUUUGUGAU
Messenger RNA from Anopheles bellator, 1071 nucleotides. Its product is annotated as CLIP domain-containing serine protease HP8-like. The record is from RefSeq and is a predicted model, not a curated record. Lineage: Eukaryota; Metazoa; Arthropoda; Insecta; Diptera; Culicidae. Gene Ontology annotation, molecular function: serine-type endopeptidase activity. The transcript has 2 exons. Bases 15 to 1004 code for a protein of 329 amino acids. Gene Ontology annotation, biological process: proteolysis.